Poecilia latipinna (sailfin molly) is the source of this 578-nucleotide messenger RNA. It is a transcript of the gene adcyap1b, whose product is annotated as adenylate cyclase activating polypeptide 1b. Gene Ontology annotation, cellular component: extracellular region; neuron projection; perikaryon. Bases 36 to 563 code for a protein of 175 amino acids. NCBI's taxonomy places the organism in Eukaryota, Metazoa, Chordata, Actinopteri, Cyprinodontiformes, Poeciliidae. The transcript has 4 exons. The record is from RefSeq and is a predicted model, not a curated record. Gene Ontology annotation, biological process: adenylate cyclase-activating G protein-coupled receptor signaling pathway; neuron projection development; neuropeptide signaling pathway. Gene Ontology annotation, molecular function: neuropeptide hormone activity; peptide hormone receptor binding; pituitary adenylate cyclase activating polypeptide activity.
AGUAACCUGUUUCCUGUCUGUAUUUCAUCGACAGCAUGGCCAGUUCGAGUAAAGCCACUUUAAUCUUGCUCAUCUACGGAAUCUUAAUGCACUACAGCGUCUUCUGCACACCUAUAGGACUAAGUUACCCAAAGAUCAGACUUGAAAACGAUGCGUUUGAUGAGGAUGGCAACUCUCUGUCCGACAUGGGCUUUGACAGCGACCAGCUUGCUAUACGAAGCCCCCCAUCUCUAAACGACGAUGCGUACAGCCUGUACUACCCACCAGAAAAAAGACCAGAAAGGCAUGCUGAGGAAGAAUUAGAUAGAGCCUUGAGGGAGAUCCUGGGUCAGUUAACAGCGAGACAUUAUCUGCAUUCUCUGAUGACUGUUCGUGCAGGUGACGACAACAGCAUGGAGGAAGAGUCAGAGCCCCUGUCCAAAAGACACUCAGAUGGGAUCUUCACCGACAGCUACAGCCGCUAUAGAAAGCAGAUGGCCGUGCAGAAAUACCUGGCAGCGGUUCUGGGUAGAAGGUACAGACAGAGAGUUAGGAACAAAGGACGCCGGCUCGCCUAUUUGUAGCUCCGCUGAAAGAAA